AUGGUGCGCCCUCGCCUCCUGUCCUGCCUGCUGCUCCUGCCGCUGGCCGCCUGCUUUCCUGUCCUGGACCUGGAAGCGCCCAUGGACACCCCGGGGGGCACCGGAGGCGAGAGGAGCUGGGCCCGCCUGGCCCGGGGGCACGCGAUCCGCUCCCCGGGGGGCCCCUCUCCGUGGCCGGGAGCGCCCCGCCCGCUCGCCCUGCUGGUCGUGGCCCAGGAGCCGCUGCUGUCGGGCCGGCCGCACGCUGGCCUCCCGCUCCGGCUCCGGUCCGGGAGGCAGGAGGGCGGCCCCGGGGCCGAGGGCGACCAGGCUGGGAGCCCGCUGGGGACGCUGGCCGAGGAGCUCAGCGGCUACAGUAGGAAGAAGGGCGGCUUCCACUUCCGCUUCGGCCGGCGAUGA
Pipistrellus nathusii (Nathusius's pipistrelle) is the source of this 399-nucleotide messenger RNA. NCBI's taxonomy places the organism in Eukaryota, Metazoa, Chordata, Mammalia, Chiroptera, Vespertilionidae. The record is from the annotation of a GenBank genome assembly.